Messenger RNA from Aethalodelphis obliquidens (Pacific white-sided dolphin), 4246 nucleotides. It is a transcript of the gene SELENON, whose product is annotated as selenoprotein N. Gene Ontology annotation, molecular function: calcium ion binding. Gene Ontology annotation, cellular component: endoplasmic reticulum membrane. Gene Ontology annotation, biological process: calcium ion homeostasis; skeletal muscle fiber development. The transcript is spliced from 11 exons. Lineage: Eukaryota; Metazoa; Chordata; Mammalia; Artiodactyla; Delphinidae. The record is from RefSeq and is a predicted model, not a curated record.
GGGAAGUGAUAGGAAAACGGGGCUCCAGGGGUCGGGCAGACUUGGAAGGACUGAUGGGGGAGGUGAGAGGACUGGCCCAGUGUGAGGCAGGAGCUGGGACAGGCUGCAGGGGGACAGUGCAGACAAAGCGUAGAGCAAAGGUGGGACCCGAGCAUCUGGACUGGCCGGCAGUGCUGGGACGGUGGGGAGGGGAGACCGGAGAGGACAAUGGGUGGACCAAGAGGGUGACACGAGAUGGGCGGGAUGGGCCCAGAUAGAAAGGGGGCACUUAGAGAGUGGACAGUGGAUGAAGGCUCAGCGUGAAGCAGGGACCAGGAGGGAUGGGAAGGGGGACUGGGGCCCUGGGGCGUGCAGAGGUGGCGUUUGGACAGAUGGGCUGGGAGAUGGGAUGAGAGAACCCAGGAGGAUGUGGCGGGAGCAGCUCCCUCCGCCCGUUUGGGAUGCCAGUUGGGUGUACAACUGCUCAGCCCAGCCACCUCCUCCCGAGCAGGACUCGGCGCUGAAAGCCCUGGGGACAGAAGGCCUCUUCCUCUUUUCCUCUCUGGACACUGACGGGGACAUGUACCUCAGCCCCGAGGAGUUCAAGCCCAUUGCUGAGAAGCUGACAGGGUCAACUCCUUCGGCCAGCUAUGAGGAGGAGGAUCUGCCCCCUGACCCCAGCGAGGAGACACUCACCAUAGAAGCCCGUUUCCAGCCUCUGCUGCCAGAGUCCAUGACCAAGAGCAAAGAUGGGUUCCUAGGGGUCUCCCGCCUGGCCCUGUCCGGCCUCCGCAACUGGACGACCGCAGCCUCGCCAAGCGCGGUGUUUGCCGCCCGCCACUUCCGGCCCUUUCUUCCCCCUCGGGGCCACGCGGAGCUAGGCGAGCCCUGGUGGAUCAUCCCCAGUGAGCUGAGCGUCUUCACCGGCUAUCUGUCCAACAACCGCUUCUACCCACCGCCCCCCAAGGGCAAGGAGGUCAUCAUCCACCGGCUCCUGAGCAUGUUCCACCCUCGGCCCUUCGUGAAGACCCGCUUUGCCCCUCAGGGGGCUGUCGCCUGCCUGACCGCCACCAGCGACUUCUACUACACCGUGAUGUUCCGCAUCCAUGCAGAGUUCCAGCUCAGCGAGCCGCCCGACUUCCCCUUCUGGUUCUCACCCGGCCAGUUCACGGGCCACAUCAUCCUCUCCAAAGACGCCACCCACGUCCGUGACUUCCGGCUCUUCGUGCCCAACCACAGGUCUCUGAAUGUGGACAUGGAGUGGCUGUACGGGGCCAGCGAGAGCAGCAACAUGGAGGUGGACAUCGGCUACAUACCCCAGAUGGAGCUGGAGGCCACGGGCCCCUCAGUGCCCUCUGUGAUCCUGGACGAGGAUGGCAACAUGAUCGACAGCCGCCUGCCCUCAGGGGAGCCCCUCCAGUUUGUGUUUGAGGAGAUCACGUGGCAGCAGGAGCUGAGCUGGGAGGAGGCCGCCCGGCGCCUGGAGGUGGCCAUGUACCCCUUCAAGAAGGUCACCUACCUGCCGUUCACCAAGGCCUUUGAGCGAGCCAAGGCCGAGAACAAGCUGGUGCACUCAGUUCUGCUGUGGGGGGCCCUGGACGACCAGUCCUGCUGAGGUUCAGGGCGGACUCUCCGGGAAACUGUCCUGGAAAGUUCGCCCAUCCUCACCCUCCUCAAUGAGAGCUUCAUCAGCACCUGGUCCCUAGUGAAGGAGCUGGAGGACCUGCAGAACAACCAGGAGAACCCAUCCCACCAGAAGCUGGCCAGCCUGCACCUGGAGAAGUACAGCUUCCCCGUGGAGAUGAUGAUCUGCCUGCCCAAUGGCACCGUGGUCCACCACAUCAAUGCCAACUACUUCUUGGACAUCACCUCUGUGAAGCCUGAGGACAUCGAGAACAAUGUCUUCAGCUUCUCAUCCACCUUUGAAGACCCGUCCACAGCCACCUACAUGCAGUUCCUGAAGGAGGGCCUCCGGCGCGGCCUGCCCCUCCUCCAGGCCUAGUGCGCCUGCUGGGCAGUGAAAAGCCUACUGGACGGGGAGCUGGACAGGCCCCUCUGCCCCGGAGCCAGAGCAGCCCUCGCACAUUUCACCUUCCACCUCUCAGGCUGCCCGUGGGGUGCGGCCAUCCGAGCUUUGCCUCAGUGAAGGGGGGACAGGGGGUCCUUGGCUGACCAGGUGAAUGAACCUCGAGCUCCAGAGGCCACCAUCAGCCUUUUACUACCCACCUGGCUCCGGAAGCCGCUUGGGACCCCAGAAGAGGGCCCGGGGUCAUCUCCCUGGACCUCACUCACUCAGGCACAUAGUCCCGGCCCUUGCAGGGCGAGUAGUAGGGAAGAGUGGGUGCUAGGAAGACAGGGCCACCCCUCUCUCCUUACCUUCACCCCGUCCCAAGGGAAACAUCAAGAAGCCCUGGCCUGAGGGUGUGGGCAGGCUGCCAGGGAAGCGCUCCUGUUUCUCUGGAGCCUUCUUCCUCGCAUAGCCCUGACUGCCCUCCUGUGCUUGGUGUCCCCAGUGGAGUCAGUCUCAGCUGGAGACAGCCUUCUGGAAGCUCUGGGUAGGACCCUCCUUCAGAAGCGGAAAUCAUACUGUACCCCUGCUGCUGCCCAGACCACUCAAUCCAGCCUAACAAGAGGACCCCGCAGCCUAUUUCGGGACUUACUGGAAGCCAGCUCUCUAGGGAGGUUUACCAUGAAGUAAGCUUCUGCCCUUGGCAAGGAGUCCGCUGGGGCCCAGGGCCAUGGCACCCCUACCGCCUACCCCAGCAUAGGCCACGGCGGGACUGCUGGAGCCAGCGUCCCUGUAACACCUCCUGCCCCUCAGACCUCCGCUCCACGGAAGUGUAUCCCAGUCAGAGAACACAGCGUCCCCCAGAGCUGGCACUGUCCCAGCCAUCAGGCAGCCCAGACCAGCCCGUCCACCACUGGGUGGCCACUGACUCUCCUUGGCCUCUCUUAGGGCCUUGGUCCACAUCCUGAGCCACUGACCACGGCCAGUCUCUUUUUUAUACACGCAGGAAAAGUGUUUUUAUGUGACCUUCCUCACAGUUUAUAUGUAUUUUUGAUAGCCCCGGCACUGAGGAGAAAGGAGGGGGCAGUGGUACCCCCCAGCAGCUGCCCCAUGAUGGCUGGAUCUGAAAGCCUAGGUGGAUCCAGCUUGAUGUCUCUGCAGUUGCUGCUGUGGGAAGAAACACCCCUCUCUUCCUUCUCCUCUUCCAACUGUUUAAAAAUAGUCCUCAGAGGGUCAGUAUACCCCCUGCUCUAUCCUUGUCCUCCGCUCAGGCCCGUGAGGGGCCCUUGGGCUUUCCUAAAGCCCCCUCCGCCGCCCACCCCUGCCCUCGCUUGUGCCCCCUCCGCCACCCCACAGGGGGACUCCCUCCUGAUCCUGGAAGAGGAAGGCAGGCAAGCAUUUCCUCAGAUGCACUCCCAGGCCUCCCACGUGUCACUGGAGCUUCCACACUGAGUCUUCCUCACUGACUGUCAUGUUCUCAGUGUUGUAUCAAGUAUCGUAAUAAUGGCCAGUUACCAAGAGCUUUCUCUACCUAAAGCACUUGGUUAAGGUCACAUGCAUUUCCUCAUUUAAUCCUCACAACAGACAUGAGGCAGAUAUUAACCAUUCCCAUUUUGCAGAUGAAGGAAUUGGGUCUCAGGAAAGUGAAGUGACUUGCCCGAGGUCACUCAGUGGUAGGGUUGAGAUUCAGCCUGUGUCUUGAUGUUGGAGUGUUUUGUCUUGCACUACACAUGCCACCCCCCACCCCGUCCCCUCUCUCCCGUGUCUGUUUUCACUGAGGUGAGAAACAAAGCCUUUCAAGCCAGAAUGUCUUAUUCCUCUCUGUUCUCCAGAGCAAAUGAGGCGUGAGCCAACAAGCUCAGCCCAGUUCUUUGUGUCCCUUCUGGAAGGCGGUGCUUCCAUGCGGCUUACAGGGAGGGAGUUCACCGAGCCUGUCUCAGUGCUUCCAGGCACGGGUGGCAGUAGCCUGUCCCAUGAGCCACCCAGUGUCAGCAGGCUCAGCCCUCCCACCUAGCAGGCUUUCCCCCUCACUCUGGUCUGGGAAGGCCGGCAGCGUGAUGAGCGACCCGACCCGUACCCCGUGAAAGGUAAAGCAUGCUUGGGCUUUCUGCAUCCUCACCUGAUGCCUCUGCCUCACCCCCCACCUGAGCCCUGAGGCUCAUGGUUGGGGAGGGCCCCAGCUGCCCUCUUUUGUCACCCCUCUGCCACUUCCCUCCCCUGUCCCCAGUGUGUCCUAUAAUAAAAUUGGAGGUUAGGGUG